This is a messenger RNA of Sinocyclocheilus anshuiensis, 1640 nucleotides long. RefSeq names its product acetyl-CoA acetyltransferase, cytosolic-like. The coding region runs from base 174 to 1361 and encodes 395 amino acids. Gene Ontology annotation, molecular function: acyltransferase activity, transferring groups other than amino-acyl groups. Lineage: Eukaryota; Metazoa; Chordata; Actinopteri; Cypriniformes; Cyprinidae. The transcript is spliced from 9 exons. The record is from RefSeq and is a predicted model, not a curated record.
UAAAACCAAUGCAUCAGACUGGCAGAUCACGGUUAUGAUGUUUUCAAUUCCUAGUCUUGUUUUAUCAAAUGAAUGAGACAGCGUGAAGUAGGAGGCUCCUCGAAACAACCUGCAUAUAUAUAUAGCCAGCCUACCGGACACAUAACAAGGAACCUGCCAGCAUUACAGCAAAGAUGAACACGGAUGCGAUUGUUAUCGUUUCUGCCGCAAGGACUCCUAUAGGAUCAUUCAAUGGAGCCCUUAGUAGUGUACCUCUCAAUGAUUUGGGGACAUUAGUCAUUAAAGAUGUGCUUAAGAGGGCCAAUGUGAAGCCAGAAGAAGUCUCAGAGGUCAUCAUGGGUCAUGUCCUCACUGCAGGUCAUGGGCAGAAUCCUGCCCGGCAGGCAAGUGUUGCUGCUGGUAUCCCAUACUCAGUGCCAGCAUGGAGCUGUCAGAUGAUCUGUGGAUCUGGCCUGAAGGCUGUGUGUCUUGGUGCUCAGUCCAUCAUGACUAAAGAAUCCACUAUAGUAGUAGCAGGAGGCAUGGAGAGCAUGAGUCGGGUUCCUCAUAUAGUGCAGAUGAGGUCAGGGGUGAAGAUGGGAGAUUCUACUUUGCAGGACUCCAUACUGACUGAUGGACUCACAGACGCCUUUUACAAUUACCACAUGGGAGUCACAGCUGAGAAUGUGGCCAAGCAGUGGGGGGUGUCCCGUAAGGCUCAGGACCAGUUUGCCGUGACGUCACAGAACAGAACUGAAGCAGCUCAGAAGGCUGGAGAUUUUGACCAGGAGAUUGUGCCAGUUACUGUUCCCUCUAGGAAAGGUCCAGUCGAGGUCAAAGCUGAUGAGUUUCCGCGGCAUGGCAGUAAUAUUGAUGCUAUGUCCAAACUGAAACCUUGUUUUGUGAAGGAUGGCUCUGGUACAGUGACAGCUGGCAAUGCAUCAGGCAUAAAUGAUGGAGCUGCAGCUACUGUUCUCAUGAGCCAAUCAGAGGCCCAGAGGCGGGGCUUAAAACCAAUGGCACGCAUCACAUCCUGGGCUCAGGCAGGCCUCGACCCUUCAGUUAUGGGCACAGGGCCAAUUCCAGCCAUUAGAAAAGCUGUUGAUAAAGCCAGAUGGAAGCUUGAUGAGGUUGAUCUGUUUGAGAUAAAUGAAGCGUUUGCUGCUCAGUCCAUUGCAGUGGUAAAGGAGCUCGGUUUAAACCCUGAUAAGGUGAAUGUGUGUGGAGGGGCAAUCUCUCUCGGACAUCCCCUCGGUAUGUCUGGCUGUAGAGUGUUGGUGACCCUGCUUCAUGCGCUUCAGAGGACAGGGGGACGGAAAGGGAUCGCUUCAUUGUGUAUAGGAGGUGGAAUGGGUAUUGCCAUGUGUGUAGAGAGAGAAUAAGCGCUGAGUACUGCUGAUAUAGACAGAUUACUUCCACACUGUAAUCGUGUGCUUUUAAUCAGGCCUUGAAUCCAGUUUGUCAUAUUCAAAACAGAUGUUUAAAAUCUAAACAGUCUAUGAUGAGACUAAAGCAAGUACAUACUCAAGUCAGUGCUUAUAUAUAUUGUAAAUGAAGGGAAACCUGUAGUAAAAUUCACAAAUUGUCAAUUCUGGUAAAAUGAUCUAAUGCAGGGCUGUCCAAACUCGGUCCUGGAGGGCCGGUGUCCUGGAGAGGUUAGC